Grus americana (Whooping crane) is the source of this 5261-nucleotide messenger RNA. RefSeq names its product BUB1 mitotic checkpoint serine/threonine kinase B (gene BUB1B). Bases 182 to 3502 code for a protein of 1106 amino acids. The transcript has 24 exons. The record is from RefSeq and is a predicted model, not a curated record. NCBI's taxonomy places the organism in Eukaryota, Metazoa, Chordata, Aves, Gruiformes, Gruidae. Gene Ontology annotation, molecular function: protein kinase activity. Gene Ontology annotation, biological process: meiotic sister chromatid cohesion, centromeric; mitotic spindle assembly checkpoint signaling.
CGUCCCGGGGACGAGCCGCCAUUGUGGAGCCGGGGAGGCCGCUCGCUUGCACGCGGCGGGGCAGGGUCUCCACCGCACCCCUCGUUCCCUCCCGGCGUCGCCUCACCGCAGGGAGAGGGGGGUCGAGACUCGCCUGUCCUACCAGCCUGCUACAGCUACUCAGUUUAAAGGAGAGGCUGUCAUGUCACAGGACUGCAACGAUGAGUGGGAGCUGAGCAAAGAGAAUGUGCAGCCCCUCCGGCAGGGACGUGUCAUGUCCACCUUGCAGGAAGCACUGGCUCAGCAGGAGACCUCCAUCCACACUGCUGUUCAGCUCAAAAAACAGGAGUUUGAAUCAGAAAUCCGAUUUUACUCUGGAGACGAUCCCCUGGAUGUCUGGGACCGGUACAUCAAGUGGACAGAGCAAACCUUCCCCCAAGGUGGAAAGGAGAGUAAUCUUGCAGCAAUAUUGGAAAGGGCAGUGAAAGCACUCAAUGAACAGCAGCGAUACUACAAAGAUCCCCGCUAUCUUAAUCUCUGGCUCAAGUUUGGGAAUUGUUGUAACGAGCCCUUGGAUCUGUACAGUUACCUACACAGCCAGGAAAUUGGCACAACACUGGCACUACUCUACAUCACAUGGGCAGAAGUACUUGAGGCUAGAGGAAGUUUUAAGAAAGCAGAUCUGAUAUUCCAGGAGGGUCUUCAGCGCAAGGCUGAGCCUUUGGACAAACUCCAAUCCCAUCACAGGCAGUUUCAGACCCGUGUUUCUCGGCAGACGCUACUGGGGCUCGAGGAAACUCCUGAUGAAAAAGAUAUUGAUCUUCUGGGAGCUGCAGAACCUCAGAGAAGCUCAUUGGCAGAUCUAAAAGGCAGGGGGAAGAAAAAAGUGAGAGCCCCAAUUAGUCGUGUAGGAGACGCACUUAAAGCCACAAACCAAAGCAGAAGCUUCCAGACUCUAACUUCUCAGCAGCUUUCAAACAAUCUGGGUUUUGCUGUCUUUGAUGAAAAUUCAGCCUCAGCUUCUGGACCUGAGAUUCCUGUACUUACACCACAGCCAUGGACAGCACCUCCAGCUCCGAGGGCCAAGGAGAAUGAACUCAGCGCAGGGCCUUGGAACUCUGGCAGGCGUCCUCGCAGCAGUGCAAAUUCUGGUAUAGAAGUGCCCUGCCCACUGCCCAGUUUCACCCCGUAUGUGGAAGAGUCAGCUCAGCAACAAGUCAUGACUCCCUGCAAAAUUGAACCCAGCAUAAACCGUGUUUUAAGUGCUCGCAAACCUGAGAAAGAGGAGGACCCGCUACAGCGAGUGCAAAAUCAUCAGCAGGAUACUCAAGAAAAGAAGGAGGUGGUGAUGUACUGCAAAGAUAAAGUUUAUGCUGGAGUUGAAGAAUUUUCUUUGGAAGAGAUCCGAGCUGAAAUCUACAGAAAGAAAGCAAAAAAGAAAACUGAAGAGGAGAUGCAGGCCAUAGCACAGAAGAAGGAAGAAAUACAAAGGAAAAUUGAGGAGCUGGAGAAGAAAUUAAAGAAGAAAGAUGACGACAAGCAGCAACAACUGCGUGAGCAGCCAACAGAGAUAACAGAAGCUUCACCACCUUUGGCACUGCAAGGAUUUACUUUUUCUAGUGCAACAGAAGUUGAAGGGAAACAGCCUCAAUUGCAAAGUGAAUUCCAGGUCUCUGAAGAUACUCAGCUACAUAAACAAUCUGGUUUUGAGGAGGUUAUCCAGUCUCUCGAUGUAUGCCCAGAUACACAAAGGGGAAAUGUGUUUUUAGACUCUGAGGAUGAACAGGAGCAACAGAGAGAUGAGGCCAGCCUUGGAAAAAAAGAUGUAGAUCUCCUUCCCCCACCAGGUCCUGCUACGUUUUUCUCCAUAUUUGAUGAAUCCUCUACUUUGGCAAAUCAGAAUAUAAGUUGUUCUGCAGAUCACACACAGAAAAGUGCCCGGCGCCCUCUUGCUGUUCGUAAACCUUCAGAUUCCCUAACUGCAAAGGAAAACAUACCACCAGAAGCCUGUGAUGAGCUGAAUGGAAUUGAACCUUUGACUGAAGAUGCAAUUGUGACAGGCUCCUACAAGAACAAAACCCUUUGUGCCAACCCGGAAGACACGUGUGACUUUGUUAGGGCUGCCCAUCUGGCCUCAACGCCCUUUCAUGGGGUAGUAGCUCAGAGAGUCCCAGUUCCUGUUUUUUCACAGAGUGUCCUGAAGGAAGACUGUCCAGAAUCAAAGAGUGCACCUCUGAAUCAGGAAACACUGGUUUGUGAGGGAGCGUACAAUGAAGCUCUCUGUGUAAAUAAACUGAGCCCGAUCAUGGAAGCAAGCCUGGAAGAUACUCGCUCGUCAGGUUCUUCUGUCUCCUCAGGAUCUUCUCUUUCCUCUGUUACACAAAUAUCUACUAUUAAAUACCUGCAUAUCCCUGAGAAACUGGAACUUGCUCAGAGCUUGCCUGCUGAAACGGUUACUGAUGCUGGAGGUAUCAGUGAAAACAUAUCCGGUGAUGAUGUAACUCAACUUUUGUGGAGCGCUGAACAGCGUAAAAAGCUUUUAGAUCCUAUGCCAGAAUCACUGACUGCCUCUCCAGAUUUUCAUUUGGAGUCUGGCGCUCUGCCUGUCAUGGAGCUUGAAAAAGACGUUGAGCUAGGAAAUGAGACUUACUGUAUCAAAUGGGAAUAUUGGACCAAUGAAGAAUACAAGAUGUUUUUUGCCAUUCCAGCUAACUUUCCCCAGUUGGAUGCAAAGGGAUUUGCAGUAAAGGUGUAUUCUCAGCCUGUGCCUUGGGAUUUUUAUAUCACACUUCAGUUACAGGAGCGUUUGAAUACCGAUUUUGACCAAAGCUUCAGUGAGAAUUGCAGCUGUUACUUGUAUCAAGAUGGCUGCGCUAUUUUGCACAGGGAUAUAAAUCACUUCACGCUUGGGGAUGUUAUUCGUGGCUGUAAGUCCAUCACAGAGGAAGUUAUCCUACUGGUUGUUUAUAAUCUUCUGGGUGUGGUAGAGAAGCUCCACAAAGCAGAGAUUGUCCAUGGAGAUCUGAGUCCAGAGGUGUUCUUUCUGGGAGACAGGAUCUGCGAUCCAUUUGCUAAUGAUGAGAUGACAAGAGCUCUGAAGAUAGUCGAUUUCUCUCACAGUCUAGAUUUGAGAUUACAGUCUCAAGUAAGUUUGCCCAACAGCUUUCCAGUAUCUCAGACCCCUCAUGGACAACAGCUUCUGGCAAAAAGUUCUCUUCCUUAUCAGGUAGACUUGGUUGGCAUUGCAGAUAUAGUCCAUUUGAUGCUGUUUGGGGAUCAUGUCCAGGUCUAUCAAGAGAAUUCCAUCUGGAAAAUCAGCCAAAACAUAUCAAAGACUGUUGACAGUGAUUUCUGGAGUAAACUUUUUGGGAGAAUUCUGAACGCAGAUGGUAAGUCCACAGUGCCUCUGCUGAGGGAGUUAAGAGAGGAAAUAAGUGACAUGUUUGACAGCUGUUUCCAAGAACGUCUUUGUGAAUCCUUAGCUGCAAUGGGAGAAACUUUCCUCUUGGAGAACUUUCUGUGACUGCAUAGAGGACAAAUGCAUUCUGUAUUAUAGAGAGGAAUUUGUUGUUAACUUCUUAUUUAUUUUUUUCCAAAUGUAAGCAUGAGCAGUGAUUGUAGUUGUUUCUGCAAUACUUCACAUGGACUUGCUAAAGAAUGUUGUUGUUGCAUCAGUUCAUAGGUAACCUCCUAAGCCUGCUAUGUGAGCUAGUCUGUGUCCGAGCAGUUUGCCAGAGAAAAUUGUCGUAACUGCCCCUUUUUGUGUAGCUCCUUAAAAAAGUAUUUAAUACCUAGUUCACACUGCAGUCUCUGAAGCAUCCUUGUCCUAUGUUUAGUUGGUCUUUUAACCAGUGUUUCAUCAAUAAAGUUGUAUUUUGAUAGCAACUCUGCCAUAUUAAACACUACUGUCAGAUGGUUUCAAAAGACUUGAUUUAGCAUCCACACUGGAGUGCUGCUGCCUGACUGGGAACUGUUUGUGGCUGCUAGAUACAAAAGCCCCUCAUCUGGUGGCAGCUUUCACAACCACACGGGACUGCCUGGACACUUGAACACAACUUGAAUGAUUCUACUUGCAAUGGGCUCUCAUAGAUGAUUGUCAUAAGAAAAUGUAGAUGGAGUCGUGAGUGAAAAAGAUGCAUAUUUGUAUUUUUGCUUCUCAACGCAAGUGUUUACUUUUGCAAGCGCUGGAGUUACUGACUGGAUUCACCAUCUUUCAGAAAUCUCACUGAAGUCUAUAUUUGCCGUAUGCGCUGAAGUGCGUGCAGGUUUUUGUGGAUAGAUAUUUGUGUUAACCUUUUAUGAUACCGUAUUAUUGAAACCACUGCAAAGGCUUGUAUUCAUUUUAUUCAAGAGAACAGAAUUUACAGGAUCCGGACCCAAGAUGCCAUAUACCUUAAGUGUAGAAGAACUUCUCAGACUUAAGUUUUAUCAUAACUAGAAAAUUAUUGAAACUCCCCUCCUCCCCAAUGUUGUAAAGUAAGAAACGUUUAGCAAUGGCAUUACAGACUUGUCCAUAAGAAAUAAAUGAGCAAAAUAGCGAAGAGGAACUGGCAGCUAUAAAAUGAAAGAGCAACUCUCUCUGCUGCUGCUUGUUCCAUGUUCUGCUCCGCUGGAUCUCUGCUUUUCUUCUACACAGGCUAGUCUCUGCCUGCCCUCUCCUGUGAGUUGAUUCCACCAAUAUGUAACAGGAGCUCAGGGAGGUCUUUCAGACAUCCCCGUUGUCUCUCUGUUCAAGUUUUGUUCUUCAAGCAACUGGGUGCAAUCAUGAUCCAUUACGUUCCUUGGACUUUCUUUCAUGCACUCUUAUUCAUACAAUAAACUAAUUAAAAUUUGCAAUGGCUCAGAUUCCAUCAUCCUAUUUUGUAGUGAUAACCUCACUAGGACUUCUAGGCCUGGGCAUCAGACAGAAUUUCACCUUACCCCCUUCUUGUCAUCUUGGCCUCUGCAGGUGCCUCUUUUCCUCUGAAGAGAUUGGGGAAAUAUGAUCUCCAAGCGUCUUGUGAACAAGACUGGUCUCCUAUUUUGUGACUGGUCUAUUACAAUCCUGGCCUGUGAUGUCUCAGAGUGCAUCUGUCUUUUACACAAUGAUUCAAAAAGGGAUGCUUAGGAAAAACUUGCCUAAGGUUGUGGAGGCAGGACGCUUCCUUUGAAAGAAAACAACCAAAACCCACAGCAUGGUUUCAUGCCUGCUAAUGUGUGCUUAAUAACAGGGUAAAUAGGUUUGAUCGUGUUUAGUUACCAGAAAGUAAUACCAUUGGCAUCUGGCGAGGAAGGUGCCAGCU